AUGACUAAGAUUGUCACUGUAGUCGGUGCUACAGGCAUCCAAGGCGGCUCAGUCAUCGAUAUUCUUGUUAAAGAUGAUAAAUACCGUAUUCGUGCUGUCACACGAAACUGCCAAAGCCAGUCAGCCAAAGAUCUUGUGGCUAGGGGAGUGGAAGUUGUCCAAGCCACCACGAAUGAUGUUUCGUCCUUAACGGCGGCUUUCCAAGGCUCAUCAAUCAUAUUUGGUGUGACGGAUUUUUUUGGACUAUUUGCCAAAGAAGGAUCCUUGAAAGCGAUGGAAAUCGAGUCCUCUCAAGCUUUCAAUCUCGCAAAAGCAGCUGCAGCAACGCCAACCCUGGAACACUACAUAUGGUCAACUUUACCUGACGCUAAAACGCAGAGCUCAGGGAAGUAUUUAGUUCCUCAUUUCGCAAGUAAGAAUGUCGCUGACCGGUAUAUUCAAUCACAACAAGAAUUAUUUGCAAAGACUACAUUUGUUAUCAUCGGCUACUAUGCGGCAAAUUUCUACUGGCAGACUCACACCCCAAUUUCUGUUCCAUCAGCGGGCAAAUACGUUCAACUCAAUGGAUACCCGGCAGAUACACCUCUCCGGCCUAUUGGUGAUGCAAAGAACAAUGUUGGCAUUUUCAUAAAAGCUAUAAUUGACCAACCCAAUAAAACUCUACCUAGAAAGCAUGUGCUAGCCCACACGGAGAAUAUUACAUGUGGUGAAAUGCUGCAGUUAUGGGCAGAAGCUCAAGGGAAGCCAGCAGAGUACAUUGAGCUUCAGCCGGAAGAUUUCAACAAAAUAUGGCCAGGUUGGGCUGAGGAGAUUGGAAUCAUGAUGCAAUUCUUUUGGUGGGCUAAGGUUACCAGAUCACAAAAUGACGGCGUCUUAAGUCGAAGCGACUUGGGGAUUUCUACAGGUCUUAUUGGGACAAAAGAGGCAUUCUCUACCAUGAAAUUUUGA
Messenger RNA from Trichoderma virens Gv29-8, 948 nucleotides. RefSeq lists its product as uncharacterized. Bases 1 to 948 code for a protein of 315 amino acids. The record is from RefSeq and is a predicted model, not a curated record. NCBI's taxonomy places the organism in Eukaryota, Fungi, Ascomycota, Sordariomycetes, Hypocreales, Hypocreaceae. The transcript is spliced from 2 exons.